Molecule: messenger RNA, 306 nt
Organism: Neurospora tetrasperma FGSC 2508
Lineage: Eukaryota; Fungi; Ascomycota; Sordariomycetes; Sordariales; Sordariaceae
Exons: 1
Coding region: 23-277 (84 amino acids)
Source: RefSeq, a predicted model, not a curated record
GGAACACCCAGCAACUGCAGUCAUGUCGUCAAACGCCAACUACGAGCCGGAUGCGAACCCAGGAAGCGUCGGUGCUGGUCCAGACAUGGGAGACAGUGGAAGUAUCGCCGGUGCAGCCGGGACAUCAUCAAACGACGUCGGGCUAUCUCAAGGUGGUCUGAUCGCCAUCAUUGUGGUUGUUUGUGUCGUCACCAUCUUCGGUGGUAAGUCUUUCUCGCCCACCAGCAAUACUGCACCGACCAGACAUGAUAUUGACCCUCCCUCCAACAGUCGGUAGCGCAGUUCUCUUCUUCCUGGCAAAGAAAA